AUGUUAGUGACUGGAGUUGCGAUUGCACUUUACCAUAAUGACAAAAAGACAUUCUUGUCCUCUAAUGGUACAAGGACGGGUCUUCCGUUGGCGUUGAACUUCAUUGCAAGCGCGAUGGGAUGUGGAAUCUUGACCACCUAUACUCAGAUUGCCAACAUUGCCGGUAUUCACGGUCUCUUGGUGUACACCAUUUCUGGAGCCAUUCCUAUUUUCUUGUUUUCUCUGUUCGGUCCUAUGAUCAGAAGACGGUGUCCUGAAGGGUUCGUGCUUACCGAAUGGGUAUUCCAAAGGUUUGGACCAGUGACUGCUCUGUAUCUGUCGGCAUUCACCAUUUUCACCAUGUUUCUUUUCAUGUUGUCUGAACUGACAGCUAUCGAGUACGCCAUCGAGGCAUUAACUGGUCUUGAUGCCACACCGGCCAUGGUGGUUGAGUGUGUGGUCACUACGAUAUACACCUUCUUGGGAGGUUUCCAUGUGUCUUUUAUCACGGAUGCCUUCCAGGCCGCUUUUGUCCUGGUUUUGUUGGUCAUUGGUGUUGUCGGCUAUGCCACCAGUAUCCACAUCGACAUGGACCUCAAGCAUGCUACAGAAGACCAACUAUUGCAUGCAAACAAGCUGGGAUGGAUGCUUCUGUAUAUUCUUCCAGUUGCCAUCAUCACCAAUGACUGUUUCCUCUCUGGAUUCUGGCUUAGAACUUUCGCAGCCAAGACAGAUAAGGAUCUGUACAUCGGUGCUUCCAUUGCCGCAGUUGUUGCGGGUAUUGUUUGUACGCUUGUUGGUCUUCCAGGCAUCCUCGCUGUGUGGACUGGAGACAUGAAAGUGUACGAUGAGAAUGGAAGCAACGCUUUCUUCAUCCUUGUCUCCAAGAUGGACAACUGGGUCAUUGGUGUAAUUCUUAUUUUCUCGAUUGGCAUUUCCACUGCGACAUUCGACUCUUUGCAGAGUGCCACCACUUCCUCGAUUUCAAAUGAUUUUUUCAGAAACAAAGUCAAUAUCAUGUGGGUGAGAUUCAUCGUCAUUCUCGUCAUGGUGCCUUCGAUUGUGGUGGCAGUGAAAGCUGCUGCAAAUGUUCUUCAGAUCUAUCUGAUUGCCGAUCUAGUUUCUGCGUCGGUGAUCCCAAUCAUCUUCCUCGGUCUUUCCAAGAGGUUUGACUUUUUGCGCGGGCUCGAUGUGAUGGUUGGUGGUCUAGGAGCUUUGGUUGCAGUUUUCAUCUAUGGUACAAUCUACUACGGCAACGCCAAAGAAGGUGCACGUCUGCUUUUAAUUUGGAACGGUAUCUACUCUGACAAAGAUUGGGGUGCUUUCGGUGCUUUUGUGAUUGCUCCUAUUGGUGGCUGUCUUAUUGGAUUUGCUUGUGCUGCCAUUCGGAUAUCCGUCUUGAAAAUUAAGGACAAAAUCACAGGUAUCGACCGUUUGCCAGAAGUAGAGGUCCAGCAAGAGCUGUUGGAAGACGACGAAAGUCUCAAAAAAAGCAAGCUCAAGGCUUUAGCCGUCGGCCUUGUGUAA
This is a messenger RNA of Ogataea parapolymorpha DL-1, 1506 nucleotides long. Its product is annotated as putative urea transporter. Gene Ontology annotation, biological process: transmembrane transport. The transcript is spliced from 2 exons. Gene Ontology annotation, cellular component: membrane. NCBI's taxonomy places the organism in Eukaryota, Fungi, Ascomycota, Pichiomycetes, Pichiales, Pichiaceae. Gene Ontology annotation, molecular function: transmembrane transporter activity. The record is from RefSeq and is a predicted model, not a curated record. Bases 1 to 1506 code for a protein of 501 amino acids.